Talaromyces proteolyticus is the source of this 2307-nucleotide messenger RNA. Its product is annotated as glycosyl hydrolase. Gene Ontology annotation, biological process: glycoprotein catabolic process; protein deglycosylation; protein quality control for misfolded or incompletely synthesized proteins. Bases 1 to 2307 code for a protein of 768 amino acids. Gene Ontology annotation, molecular function: carbohydrate binding; peptide-N4-(N-acetyl-beta-glucosaminyl)asparagine amidase activity. The transcript has 4 exons. The record is from RefSeq and is a predicted model, not a curated record. Gene Ontology annotation, cellular component: nucleus; cytosol. Lineage: Eukaryota; Fungi; Ascomycota; Eurotiomycetes; Eurotiales; Trichocomaceae.
AUGUUGCUCGUAGUAGGGCUUUUGCUGCCCUUUAUAAUCCAUGGUGGUGCUAAUGAGGCAGCCAUCAAACGUGAGCUUGCGGCAGACGGUGACCUGACUGCAUAUGUGGAUAUCUUCACUGGUACUCAUAGUGGAGGGAAUAACAACCCUGCAGCAGCGCGACCGUUUGGUAUGGUCAAGCUUGGCCCGGAUCUGUUGAUUCAAGGCACCGAUUCGUAUUCUGGCUAUCUUCCAAAGGGAAAAUUCUCCGGGUUCAGUAUGAUGCAUGAGCAAGGCACGGGGGGUGCUCCGAAAUAUGGCACAGUGGCACAGCUUCCGCUUGUUGGAGAGGUUUCAAAUCCUCUAUCGAGAAUUACAGUCGCCCGGAACGGGAACGAUGAAGCGUCGGUGGGCUACUACAAAGCAAAGACUAGUCAGGGUGUUACCGUAGAGCUUUCGGCCGCCAAUCGCGCUGGUAUAUAUCGUUACACAUUUCCCAGUAGCGGUGAGAGACAUGUCUUGGUUGAUAUCUCGCAUAUACUGCCAUCCUUCCGUGGAAAGAAUUUCGGCCAGGGUUAUGCUGGUGGAGAAAUCACAGUCUUCCCUGACGGUCACUACGAAGGCCAUGGCGUUUAUAAUAAUGGCUGGAAUCGGUCACCUAACUGGCCUAUAUACUUUUGUGGAUAUUUCGAAAACACGCCCCAAGGCAACAAGACUUACGCCAGUAGCAAUGGAGAUGCUAGUAUUGAGCAAGCUAGUGGAUCUGCUUUUUCCAAUUCCUCGGAUGUCAGAAUUGGCGCCCUCUUUACAUUCAACGAAACCGAAGUCAUUUCUCGCGUGGGCAUCUCAUGGCUUUCCACGACGCAGGCUUGCCAGAAUUUGGAGACCGAGAUUCCGCGUGGAACAGAAUUCUCCCAGGUUGUCAACGAUAGCAAGUCUGCAUGGAAUAAGGAAGUUUUCUCAAAGAUCACCACAUCCGCUACAAAUGUAGAUUCACUCACACUUCUAUACACCUCGCUAUACUACAUGCACUUGAUUCCUACCAACCAGACUGGAGAGAAUCCGGGUUGGAAGUCAGAGGAACCCUAUUAUCAGGAUAUAUUCACCUUCUGGGAUCUCUUCCGCUGCGGAACUUCGUUGAUGCAAGUCCUUCAACCAGUGUCAUACGAGGAGCAGAUCCGUUCUCUGAUUGAUAUUUGGAGAAAUGAAGGUUACCUGCCUGAUGCGCGAUCGUCCAAUUAUAACGGUCGUACUCAAGGUGGAUCGAAUGCCGACAACAUCCUUGCAGAUGCAUACGUAAAGGGAGUUCGUGGCAAGGUCAAUUGGUCAGAUGGAUAUGCAGCUAUGGUCAAAAACGCCGAAGUCCAGCCGCCCAACAACGACCCAGAUCCAUUGGCCCAAGACUCAUCGACUAAGGAGGGGCGGGGUGCUUUGCCAGACUGGAAACAGUAUGGCUUUAUCACUCCAUCAUACACCCGUGCAGUCACACGAGCUGUUGAAUACGCUUACAACGACUUUGGGCUGUACCAAGUCGCGUCUGGUUUGGGUAAACACGAUGAUGCGAGCAAAUAUCUCGAGAGAUCGCGCAACUGGAGAAAUCAUUGGAACCCCAAUGCAACGUCACUCGGGUUCAGUGGGUUCGUUGUACCUCGGAACCUUAGUGGAUUCCAGUCUAUCAGUAUCCUCAAUGCGAAGGGGUACUGGAAUGACCCUUGCUACGAGGCCAGUCCAUGGGCGUACUCGUUCACUGACGUCCACGACGCAGAACACAUGAUUGACCUCAUGGGCGGACAUACCGGAUUCGAAAAACGUCUUAACACUACCUUCGAAAAAAGUGCCAGCGGGACCAUUUUCGACCCCUCAAACGAGCCCAUGUUCACAAUCCCCUAUCUCUACAACUACAUUAACCGACCCGAACUCUCCGUCCUGCAAUCGCGCACGGUGGCCAAAUCCCAAUACAGCGUUGGCGUCGACGGACUACCCGGCAACAGCGACGCAGGCGCCAUGCAGACAUGGUUAUUAUGGAACAUGAUUGGUCUAUACCCAGUCACUGGCCAGACAACCUUCAUCAUCCACUCACCCUGGUUCGAUUCCCUGGUCAUAGACCUCGGCGCUGGCAAAACCCUGAAUAUCACUGCCAAAAACGGCGAUAAUAAUGGGGACAGCAAGUUCUACGUCCAAAGCCUCAAAGUUAAUGGUGUCACUUGGACCAAGAGCUGGCUGACAUGGGAUGAUGUGUUUGCAAAAGGAGGCACGCUGGAGUUUGAGUUAGGGAGCGAGCCGGUGCAGUGGGCGACGGGGGUGUUGCCGCCGAGUCCAGCGUCGUGA